UCCGACUUGCCGACGUGGAGACGUCAGAAACGUAAAGUCCCGGGGAAGAAGUUUUAUUCGGUCGCCCCUUUCGUUGCGUGAGUCGCUGCUCAAUAGAAAUAUCAGACGGAAGGUUGCGAUACUCAACUCCCCCUGAUGGCACAUCCUGGUAGCCCGCUGAAACAAUGGAUCAAGCUGCAUCGACAACAGUCCUCGCACCCGAACGUGGCUCAAGGGGAAGUGACAGCCGACUUGGACGAAGAGUCCGAGGGAUACACUCCGGUACCUACCGCCGCCGAACCUGUUGCUAUCGACACCCAAGUCCGGACUGACGGGACGACGGCGACGCGCAAGGUAGAGAUCGAGCUCGGAGACCCGGCGGUCGCCACCCACAUCUCGGCCGCAGCGGGAGAAGCCAAGAAGAACGAUCGGGGCGAGACGUUGGACGCCUUGUUUUCCCGGUUCUUGGGCGAGUCGUCUGCGGGUCGAGGGAUGUCGACAUCGACGGCGCCGGUACGGACCGAUGGGCCGGCGACUCCUUCUCAGAUCGCCAGUCAAGAGGCGCAAGAGACCAGCCAGGGAAAUGCCAUGCAGGCGUUGUUGGCCAAGUUGGCUUCGCCAGCCGUCACCAACGCGUCUGUCAUCCCGACUUACGCCUCGCCCGCUCCGCCUUCGUUCCCUACCGCCGCAUAUGCGAUGCCUCCCGUUCAGCCACACGCUCCUCCAGGACAAGUACACGCUAGGAACCUCUUGUCCAUGCUCUCGCCCAAGGCCCCUCCGGCUGCUGUGAAUUCGCCUACCAAUGCACCUCUCGUCAACUAUGCUUCUCAUCCUCCUCCCGCCUUGAUUGCUUCGGCUCGACCCCCGGAUGACAAGGAGAUCCGCCGUAAAGCCCUAUUGGACAACAUGAUGGCCGGCCUCGGCGGACCCACUUCCCAACAACCGAAUCACAUGACCGGCGGAUCUCCAGGCGUUCAUUACAUGUCGUCCUCGCAUCAGCACCCGCAACCUUCGUUCCCGCCCAUUCAGGGUCUACCUCGUCACGUCCCGCCACCUCAGCUCGGUCCCGCUAGUUUCUCGUCGUAUCCCGUCCCGCCGCAUUUGGCCGGACCCCAUCAGAUGCCACCUCCCGGUCCUCCCGCUUGGAGCGGCAACGUAGGAGGUCCUCCUCCACCCAUGCACCUCGGUUUCAACGGCCACAUCACAGGUCCUCCUCCCGCUCCGGGUCCGCAAUACCCUCAAGCGCAACACCCCCAAGGAAUGCCGCAAAUGCCGGCUCAUCCACCUCCGAUGUCGCCCACCAAACAAAGGGAUGCAGGUGAUCUCUUGAACGCUCUCCUAGGUCCCCGACCUCCGGGUUGAGAGCCCUGCUUGCAUAUUUACUUGUGGGAUCAUGGCGUAUGAGGAAUUGCACAACAUCAACUGUUCGACAUGGAAUGCGCAUGACUCCCGAAAGAAACGUAGCUCCCGCUUUUUCCCGCUGUUCAGAUCAACCACCCGUGAUAUUCCCCAAGGUCCGUCUUUUUGGCCUUGCCCUCAGGCGGAGUCUCCCCCGACCUCGAAUUCCACGUAGGCGCACAUCUGUCGACCUCGUCCCACUGAACGACAAACUUGUCUACGACGCGCUUGAGAAUUUUGCCGCUUAGAGAGAGCGAUUUGACCCGUGCCCAAGAUUCGACGUAGACCACUCGAGGUG
Filobasidium floriforme is the source of this 1675-nucleotide messenger RNA. RefSeq lists its product as uncharacterized. NCBI's taxonomy places the organism in Eukaryota, Fungi, Basidiomycota, Tremellomycetes, Filobasidiales, Filobasidiaceae. The record is from RefSeq and is a predicted model, not a curated record. The transcript has a single exon. Bases 136 to 1341 code for a protein of 401 amino acids.